Debaryomyces fabryi is the source of this 1530-nucleotide messenger RNA. RefSeq lists its product as uncharacterized. NCBI's taxonomy places the organism in Eukaryota, Fungi, Ascomycota, Pichiomycetes, Serinales, Debaryomycetaceae. Gene Ontology annotation, biological process: plasma membrane lactate transport. Gene Ontology annotation, cellular component: plasma membrane. The transcript is spliced from 2 exons. Bases 1 to 1530 code for a protein of 509 amino acids. The record is from RefSeq and is a predicted model, not a curated record. Gene Ontology annotation, molecular function: secondary active monocarboxylate transmembrane transporter activity.
AUGGUUCACACAAUAAAUUACCUUAAAGAAGACGGAAAACCCGAUUUAUCUACUAGAUCUAUCGUAGAUUAUUUUAGAACCAGACCUACAACAUUAUUCGAGAUCCCUGUAUUAAAAAGCGAAACGUCUCUGUUGAAAACGUUAAAUCCAAUACCAGGGUUAAGCGAAAUGACGUUGACCAACUGGAGUUUUUAUGGGUUGGGGUUCUUUGCAUGGACUGUCGAUUCGUUAGACUUCUUCUGUGUGUCCGCUGCUGCAUCGGAGAUGGCCCAUACCUUGCAGGUCGAUAUUACCGAAAUUACUUGGGGUGUCACGUUAGUCUUGAUGUUGCGAUCUGUCGGAGCAUUCAUAUUUGGUAUUUUGUCUGACGCAUACGGCAGAAAGUGGCCGUUUAUAGCGUGUUGUGUGAUUUUCAUUAUUUUGGAAAUUGGUACUGGGUUUGUUCAGACUUAUACUCAAUUUUUAGCUGUGAGGGCAUUGUUCGGUAUAGCCAUGGGUGGUAUGUACGGAAAUGCGGCAGCCACAGCUUUAGAAGAUCAACCAGAAAGGGCAAGAUCGGUAUUAUCAGGCUUGUUUUUGCCUGGUUAUAACUUUGGUUACUUAUUGGCGGUUGUGUUUUUCCGGGCCUUUGAAUCCACAUAUAAAGGCGACCAAGGAUGGGGAGCAUUAUUAUGGUUCUCAGCAGGAUUACCAGUAAUCUUGAUUUUUUGGAGAUUGUGCCACGGUGAAUCUGUUGCAUUCUUAAAGUUACAGGAAAAGCGAGAAUUAGAAGCCAAGAACAAUCUAGAACCUAAGAAUAUGCUAAAGAAAGUUAAAGAAAGAAUCCUCCCAGUAUUCAGGACUGAAUGGCUCAUGUUUAUUUAUUUGGUUGUUUUAAUGUCAGUCUAUAAUUUCAUGUCUCAUGGUUCCCAAGAUUUAUAUCCAACUUUAUUGGUUAAGCAGCAUAACGUAGGACCUGAUAAGAAGACUGUUCUCAUGGUUAUCGUUAACUUGGGCGCUAUGGCUGGUGGUGUUUUCUUCGGCCAAUUGACAGAGUUAAUGGGAAGGAGGUUAACCAUUAUUAUUUGUUGCAUAAUGGGUGGUGCAUUUAUUUAUCCAUCAUUUUUUUCCGAUGAUUUGCCAACGAUGACUGGGGGGUAUUUUUUUCUUUGUUUUGCGACUAUGGGUGCAUGGGGCGUAGCACCGUUACAUUUAAUGGAAUUAGUCAAUAAGGAACACCGUGUUUUCUUAAGUGGAAUAGUAUAUCAAUUAGGCAAUCUUACCAGUUCUGCAGCUUCCACUAUUGAAGCGACGAUCGGAACUAGAUUUCCGUUAAAUAUAGGUACAUCAAGUGACUCAUAUGAUUAUGGUAAAGUCAUGGGUAUUUUCUGUGGAGCCGUUUAUGGUGCUAUGAUUAUAGCCAUUUUCUUUGGUCCUGAAAGAUUCCAUAGAGCAUUGAUUAUAUCAGACGAUAUUAUCGAGGAAGUAGAUGAAUGUUCGAGUGAUAUUCUGGUGUACGAACAGAAACAUGAGGUGAAUUGUAAAGUUUGA